AGAUGCAGCGAGUGGUCAUAUUUUGAUUUGAAAUGCCCGUUAACGUUGUUCAGCCGAUGGUUACGCUAGAAUCCUUCCUGCCAGCACAGUGUGAUAUGAAGAGCAAGGAAUUGGAACUGACAAGACAGUUUUACGAGAAGCAGAUGGAGCUGUUGAAGAGUUUGAAAUCGAGCUUUUACCCUGAGAACGAGGACCCGCUGAGUAACUCCCAGUUAUAUCCCACCCCGAACACCUCCUUCGCACUGUCCAUUUCAGAGUUACACUCUAUAAUCCCUCUGGGCCGAACUGCUGGAGCUUUGAGAGAGGGUUGGACGGGGAUAAUGAGAGAUCACUUGAGACGGAUAAUCCCUCACACCACAUGGUACUUCAAGAGAUCUGCUUUCUCUCACCCUGAUACCAGGAAACGAGCUGCUCCACUCUUCAAGUGUGAAGCGGUGUGCGCAGAACGAACGUGUCCAAACACUAUCAAGAUGUGCGCCACAAAAUCGGACCCCUUACGAGUGAACGUCAAGUUUGGUCAAGCCAUGUGCAUCCAUACGUUGAGAAGGAGAGUAAUUCAAACGACGCUCAAUAACCUUGAGUGUGACGCUAAACAUGGGGUCCACCUGAACUCUGACUGUAAAGUUUCCAAACUGUCUCUAAAGCAAGCUCUAUCGUGCGUUUCCUCCACCUCCCCCAAGCGACACAGCCCACCAGCCACCACUACUCUCAGUAACCGAACCCCCGUUCUCCACUGCCCUCCUCAACUCGUCUACAACGCGCCAACUUGUACUUCAAACACGGCGGUAACUUGCAAUUCCAAUACCGGAACUUGCACUUCUGAGAUCAAACGUCCAGUCGCUGUACGCAUCACUCCUGAAGACAGGAAGCGCAGUUACUGUAGACUGAGAUCAAGUGAAGACCAGGACGCCCCCUCAGCAUUCCACAUUGUUACCAGUCCAAACAAGAGGACCAGAGUUGAACCUUCUCUCUUCCCUUCGCCUUCUUCUACCCUAUCCAACUUCACUUUCAGUGUGGAUUUACCUUUCAAACUAGAACGAGGUAUAACCACGUGACCCCGCCAGAGUUGUCAGUGUACAAAUCACAAUCGCUCUGAAGAUCAUGCGCUUUACUUUCUGGAUCACGUGAUUUGCUCUCUAAGUCACGUGACGACACCAUUAUUGACCAUGAACUAAUAAUUUACACCAUUUGAAAGAAACUCAAAUCUGUUCAGGUCCAAAUUUCUGACUUGUCAGUAAUUGAUGAUACGAUUAUGCUCAAUUCAAUGAGAACUUAGUAUAUUUCUUAAACUGGACAUUCGUCUGGGGUAAUAAGUACUUAAUUAUGAAUAAUAUUACUGAGUUUAUGUAUGAACUUUAAUGAAUAUUUAUAACAUUACAAGGUAAUGGUAUUUUCUGAGUUUUGCUAUUAUUUAAGAAUGUUAGAGACUACCACUAUAAAUGAUUAGUAAUUUUUGAGCUUACUUUAUCGAUCAUCCGAGAAUUACAUUUCUCGUGGUGGUACUUAAUCAUAAAUAAUGCAUUUGACUUCAGAUGUACAUUUUAUAUGGUUUUGAGACAGUAUGCCACUUUUGAGCAAAUAAGGGUUUUUAAAGUCGCAAAUAUAUAAUGUAUUGAUAUUUAAUUGUUUGUUUAAUAAUUUUCAAAUUAAACCAUUAAUGAA
This is a messenger RNA of Bolinopsis microptera, 1662 nucleotides long. RefSeq lists its product as uncharacterized. The record is from RefSeq and is a predicted model, not a curated record. NCBI's taxonomy places the organism in Eukaryota, Metazoa, Ctenophora, Tentaculata, Lobata, Bolinopsidae. The coding region runs from base 33 to 1055 and encodes 340 amino acids. The transcript has 8 exons.